CUAAGCCGUUAAAAUGGGCUUAUAUCAAAGAAUUAAAACUUGUACACGUGUAAGCAGAUUGAAGCUUCCCAGCAUCACAGGGCUGAACGGCAAGCUUCAUGGUUCUCUCACUUCACUUCCUCUUCAAAAGAUAGUCUUUCUCUUUCCAUUUCCUCUCGGACAAGACAAGAUUACCCAAUGGCAAGCAAAAGCACAAAGAACCCCGAGUCCAUCUAUGAUUUUACUGUUAAGGACGCUAAGGGAAAUGUUGUGGACCUCAGUGCUUACAAAGGAAAAGUGCUAUUGAUUGUUAAUGUUGCUUCCAAAUGUGGAAUGACAAACUCAAACUACACAGAACUGAAUCAAUUACAUGAGAAGUAUAAAGAUCAAGGCUUGGAGAUACUGGCUUUCCCAUGCAAUCAAUUUGGUGAGGAGGAACCAGGAUCAAAUGAUCAGAUUGCUGAGUUUGUUUGCACCCGCUUUAGAUCAGAAUUUCCCAUCUUUGACAAGAUUGAAGUAAAUGGCGAUAAUGCUUCUCCACUGUACAACUACUUAAAGUUAGGCAAAUGGGGAAUUUUUGGAGACGAUAUCCAAUGGAACUUUGCCAAGUUCCUGGUCAGCAAGGAUGGCCAAGUUGUUCAUCGUUAUUACCCCACCGCUUCUCCACUUAGUCUUGAGUAUGACAUAAAGAAACUAUUGGGGCUUGGCCAAGAAUGAUUAGUGAGAAAGAGGAGGGAGGAUGAAGCUGUCACACUAGUGCUGAGAGAUAUAAGAGUUGCAGAAUGCCAUGUGAGAAAACUUUGGUUAAACGGGGACCCAAAACUCAGUGUAUUAUUUAUCAGAUGUAAGACUUGCCUUUAUCUACGUUCUUUUUAUGUGAAACUAGCUGAUAGUGACCUGUAUGGUGGUCGACCUCUUUAAUUAUUUGCAAUUUGGCUUUCCGCGAA
Theobroma umbraticum is the source of this 926-nucleotide messenger RNA. RefSeq names its product putative glutathione peroxidase 8. NCBI's taxonomy places the organism in Eukaryota, Viridiplantae, Streptophyta, Magnoliopsida, Malvales, Malvaceae. The record is from RefSeq and is a predicted model, not a curated record. Gene Ontology annotation, biological process: response to oxidative stress. Gene Ontology annotation, molecular function: peroxidase activity.